UUUUAACCCAAAAUCAGUGCGGCGCUUUCCUGGCCCACAACUGCCCCGUCCCGCGGACUGAAAACGUUCGAGCGGUGCCCAAGAAGGAGGCUGCCCCAUUCCGCGGUCUGCGAGAACCGAGGAGAUGGCCGCUUCAGUGCAGGAGGCCACAGUGCCCCAGGACGAGCUCGUCGCCGCGGCAUCACAACUGCGGCUCGACGAUGUGAACAUCGCGCGGAGUUUCUGCAAGGUCUUCGCCGCGCGCGCCCGCGCGGCCGAGGCGCACGGGGCGCGUGCCAAGGCGUUCGGCGAGUGGCGGCGCUGCACGGAGCGCGCCGCACCCGCGGCGCCCGCGUCGGCGACGCCGCGGAAGCGCCGCCGGACGCCGCUGAAGGCGCUUGAGAACAUUCAGCCCACGUCGGGCGGCAAGCCCCGGUCCGCACGGAGCCCGAGGUCCCCGCGGCCCGCGUCGAACGGCAAGUCGGGGCGACGGAGCGCGACGAAGUCGCCGCCGCGCGGCACGCCGCACCCCUACGUGCCGCCGCCGCCGCCGCCCGAGUCGCCCGCGGUCGCGUCGCCGCGUCGCGUGCGCUGGUCGCCCGUCGCGCCUGCUGCGGCCACGCCGGAAAAGACAGCCGUGCGCCGCGACCUCUUCUCGCGCGACGAGAACGACGCCGCGCCGCCGGCGAAGGAGGACGCGCCGCUCGCGCUGCCGUCGCCGGCGAAGGCCUCGCCGCUCGCACUGCGGCCGCGGCACACGCCGCCGCCGAAGACGCCGGCCGACGCCUCGCCGGUCGUCUCGCCGGCGCCGCGCGUGACCCCCUCGGAGGCGGCGGAGCAGACCGGCGCCUUUACGGGAACGCUCGGCCGCGUGGCACGCCGAAGUGACGAGGCGCCGAAGGUCGUGACGCCGUACGGGUCGAAGCUCGAGCAGUGGCGCGACAAGUACCGCGCGGGCUACACCUCCCGCCCCGCCCCCGAGAACUUCGGCGAGAAGGUGGCCCGACCGUUCCGGUUCACGCGGCCCGCGGUCGGCUGGCGCUGCAACCUGUGCUUCGCGCGCAACGCGGCCGACGCGGCGUCCUGUGAACUAUGCCACGAGGCCAAGCCCGAGGCGGCGGCGGCGUAAUCCUUCUCCAGUCU
Messenger RNA from Pelagomonas calceolata, 1122 nucleotides. NCBI's taxonomy places the organism in Eukaryota, Pelagophyceae, Pelagomonadales, Pelagomonadaceae. The record is from the annotation of a GenBank genome assembly.